UGGGUGCCUUAUUUUGAAACAUCACAUGAACACUUCCGGUGAUUUCCGGUCUAGUAAAAUUAUCCCAGAGCUAGCAUGGGAGCGUUAUGUGACUGAGCAAAGUAACUGUUGCGGCGGCGUUAUAUCGUUUCUAUACCUUUAAAAAAUGAGAUAAUAUGGAGAGUACAACCACGGAAUCUUGUUCGGCAGAAGAGGAGGACAGCUCGGACUCGGAGGUGGCGUGUCUCAUGAGAGUGGGGAAAAAAUCCGAGUGGCUUCGCUUGUUCGGAAACACAGAGGUCACCGUUGGACGCGGGGUGAACGUGACGUACCAGCUCCUGUCAGCGAGUUGUCCUCUGAUGAUCUCCAGGCUGCACUGCACCUUCAAGAGAAAAGAAGACGGACAGUGGACGGUGACGGACAAGAAGAGUCUCAAUGGUGUCUGGGUCAACGGAAACCGUAUACCGGCUGAUGAAGCCCAUCUCCUCAGGCCUGGAGACUCCAUACAGCUGGGAGUUCCUGUAAUGGGGUCCAAAGUGGAGUUCGACUACGUCCUGGUCCAGCAGCCCCUGAAAGACAUUAAACUCCACCUGGCAAAAACGCAUAAAGAGGGAGCCACAGCAGCCGCCAUCACUGAGAGUUCCAAGAGGAAGAUGACCAUGGAAGAAGAUGAGCCUUCUACCUCAAAGCCGAAGCUGUACCGCCGCUCUUCCUCGGACAAGUCUUUAGCAAAAGCCUGCCCUCCGCCUCUAAAGAAAUGCCAGCUGCAACAGAGUCGCUCCCAGCCGGAGGAGACCGCAUCCGGCAGACGUGUCCAGGAGUCGAGGCAACGUUCUGAUGGCUCCCAACCUCCCUGUGACAACCUACAGAUGUACAGUCAGAACAUUCUGUUGCUGCGGGAGCAGGUGGAUGACACCCAGAGACGGGUAGCAUCUCUGGAGGGAGAAGAUCAGCAGGGUGACCCGCUGGUCCGGGAGCGGGUCCAGGAGCUGCAGAGUCAGCUGGGGACUCUCCGAGGCAAAAUGCACCAGAUGGAGACCUUAAAGAAGUCCUUCAGUGAACGGAGGUGGCCAGAGCAUCAGAAAACACAGCAGGAAGAGCAAAUGAGAAAGCAGUUGAACGAUGCCUUGCAAGAACAAAAGAAAGUGAUCGUUGAACACGCCCUCUCUCGACAAGCCUUCGAAAAGAUUCUCUCAGCCAAAAACAAAGAGCUGGAAGCCACGAAGGAGGAAAAGGAAAGGGCCCGUGCCCAGAAAGAUGAAGUGGUUACACAAAUGACUGAAGUUCUGGAGAACGAGCUUCAGUGCAUCAUCUGCUCAGAACUCUUCAUCGAGGCAGUCACCCUGAACUGCGCUCACAGCUUCUGCUCCUACUGCAUCACCCAGUGGCGCAAAAAGAAAGAAGAGUGUCCCAUCUGCCGACAGGCCAUCACGUCCCAAAGCCGCUGCCUGGCCCUGGACAACUUCAUCGAGCGCAUGAUGGAGAACCUGAGCCUGGACGUCAAGGAGAAGAGGCAAAGCGUCAUCAACGAGAGGAAAGGUGAGAGGUGAGCAGGUCUGUGAAAGCAGUGUCCAAUCAGCCGCCAACGCCGCAGAGGUGAUGGUGAUCCACGAUGACGACAGCAGCAGCGACGGCAGCAGCAGCAGCACCGUCGAGAGCGAUGGAAGCAUGCUGUCCAUUUUUAGCAGCCUCAGCUCUGUGUUCACUGUGGACACAGAAAGCAGCGACCAUUUAGAGUUUGAGAUCUCAGAUGACCUUGAAGAUUAACUCUCAAUCGGAAGGCAAAAAACGGACUCGCAAAGCCCUCCAACAAGAAAAGCCCUCGGGAUCUUUAGUUUACACUAAGAACACUUUGGUCUCAUCAUGAGGAAAACUUCCUUAUGUUUUCUUUUUGUAAAGUUAUUAUUUGUGUAGUGUACUUGUUUUUCAGUGAAAAGAUUAAAGUUUCUUCCUGAUUACUUUUACCAUUA
Messenger RNA from Oryzias latipes (Japanese medaka), 1949 nucleotides. RefSeq names its product ring finger protein 8, E3 ubiquitin protein ligase (gene rnf8). Gene Ontology annotation, cellular component: nucleus; cytosol; ubiquitin ligase complex. The record is from RefSeq and is a predicted model, not a curated record. Gene Ontology annotation, biological process: protein K48-linked ubiquitination; double-strand break repair; ubiquitin-dependent protein catabolic process. Lineage: Eukaryota; Metazoa; Chordata; Actinopteri; Beloniformes; Adrianichthyidae. Gene Ontology annotation, molecular function: ubiquitin protein ligase activity; histone binding.